Epinephelus fuscoguttatus (brown-marbled grouper) is the source of this 1748-nucleotide messenger RNA. RefSeq lists its product as uncharacterized. Gene Ontology annotation, biological process: cellular response to interleukin-1; cellular response to tumor necrosis factor; chemokine-mediated signaling pathway. Gene Ontology annotation, molecular function: CCR chemokine receptor binding; chemokine activity. The transcript has 10 exons. NCBI's taxonomy places the organism in Eukaryota, Metazoa, Chordata, Actinopteri, Perciformes, Serranidae. Bases 128 to 1174 code for a protein of 348 amino acids. The record is from RefSeq and is a predicted model, not a curated record. Gene Ontology annotation, cellular component: extracellular region.
AAGCUCUGAUAAGGAAACACUUGACGAGUUUGUAUUCAGCCUUCACCUGAAACAAAUCACCUCUCAUCCAGUCGACAUCACCUCUUUUAAAACCAGCAACAUCAACCCAACAUCCCAAGCUAUAACCAUGCACUGGCUUCUCCAGGCCACUGGGGCUCUCCUGAACAUUUUAUGGAUUGGCCUUUUUUUAACACCACAACCGUUCUCAGAGUUUGAGCAGACAGAAAGCACCGAUGAGGAGGAGAUGUUUUGUUUUCCUCCUCCACCAGUCGAAAUCCCCUCAAAUAAAACCAACAACACCAAAACAACAUUUCCAGCUCACCCUGCUACUGCACCAGGAAGUGAACCUACCAUAAUGGACUCAGAUAACCUGGGACUGACAGGUAGUUAUCCUGAGGUGGAGCAGACGACUCGAGGUAGUUAUCCUGAGGUGGAGCAGACGACUCGAGGUAGUUAUCCUGAGCUGGAGCAGACGACUCGAGGUAGUUAUCCUGAGCUGGAGCUGACAACUCGAGGUAGUUAUCCUGAGGUGGAGCAGACGACUCGAGGUAGUUAUCCUGAGCUGGAGCAGACGACUCGAGGUAGUUAUCCUGAGGUGGAGCCAACUCCAGUUAGCUGCUGCUUUGAAAUCUUCAGUGGACGAGUACCUCUAAAAGACAUAAAGGGAUACAGAAAGUCACCCCCCACGUGUCCUGUUGAAGCCAUUGUAAUAUUCACAACUACCACCCUCUGUGUUGAUCCAGAUGCUGCAUGGGUGAAGAGACUUUUGAUAACCCUCGAUGAAAAUGGAAAAGGAGUGAAUCCUGAUGAUUCUCAUUCUACUCCUGCACCAGGAAGUGAAUCUGCAACAAUGGACUGGGUUGAACUGGGAUUGACGACCCAAGGUAAUCCUCCUGAACUGGAGCCAAUAACUUCAAGAAGUCCCCCUAAACUGGUACUGACCGCUCCACGUUGCCCUCAGAAACUGAAAUCGAUGGGUCCUGACGACUGCUGCUACUGGUUCUACCCGAGAAGACUGAACAAAAAUCUCAUCAGCUCAUAUGUCAUGAAUGAUUUCCGAUGCCCAAAGGCUGCAGUCAUUCUGAUUACAACAAAGGGUCGUCGUAUCUGUGUGGAUCCGAAUGUCUCCUGGGUUAAGAGCAUCAUGAAAAGUGUGGAUCAGGGCUGCCUCUGACCAAAUUGGGGCCCUAAGCGAAAUUUUAUUCGGAGGUCCCCAUCCCGAAUGUAUCAUAGGUACAAAAUGACCGUACAACAACUUGCCAUUUAACUUGACAACCUUUACUGGCAAUAACAAAUGUACUGUCGAUACAGUAGUUUGGCUGUAUGAGUCAAAUAAAAUUAAAAAAAUCAAACUGAAAUAAAUAAAUAAACAAAUCUGAGUCACAAAUAGCCAUCAAUUACUCAUCAAAAGAAAGUAACUUCCACCACCUCAAUCCCCCACCCUUGAUUAAACACUGAAAAUAAAAUAAAAGAGGGAGACAGGUUUUUCCUAUUUAAUCUUAUUUUGUUAUAUGUCUCCCUCUCCCCUCUCUGGAGGCGUCCGAUCUCCCUCAGCCCUCCGCCUCUCCCACCUUAAUUAAACACUGAAAACAAAUAAAAUACAGAGACAUUCUUUUCUAUUUUCAUCUUAUUUAGCUAUAUUUCUCCCUCUCCCCUCUCUGGGAGCAUCCGACCUCCCGGCCCGCACUUACCCCCGAGGCUCGGGUCUCCCCCUCCGUGGAGCCCGCCCGCCCUCCCGUCCCCGCACA